AUGGCUAUCCUACGUCAGUAUCAUAACCUACCGAUUGAGUUCAAACGCUCAAUUCCCCAUCCUGUUGAAGCUUUCGAAAUCGACCCUGAUUUCCCAUAUACUUUUCGCCCAAGAAUUCAUGAGAAUAACCAAGAAAUCGAGAAUACGAGCUGGGAGUGCCGUGAUGAUCUUAGGGAAGCUGACUGGGAAGGUUCACUUGGCGUGGGCUGCGUCAAUGAAAGAAGCGGAAAUUUCAUGGCGACACUAUUGCCUGAGGGAAAGCUAGAUCGACUUAUUCCAAUGACUUAUGUAUCUGAAUAUGCAUUCAUCCAUGAUGAAAUGGUGGAUAAAAAGGUUACUCCUGAAGAGUUCGAAGCAGCUCAUCAAACAAUGCAUUCGUUUAUUGGCAAAGAUGAGUGCGACAGAAGUAAUAGUAUGAUGAAGAGCAUAAAAGCACGAAUGGCACUCCGUAUAUAUGAAGGGAAUCCUGAUGGGGCAUCUCGAUUCUUCGAAGCCUAUCAGCCAUUUCUAGAGAUCAAAUCCCCACAAAGAGAUAUGAAAUCGAUCUGUAGGGAGAUGCUUAUAUACACUGCGGACGUGAGUUUGAACGAUGAUGAAAAGUCGUCUUUGGAACCCGUAAUUCUCCCUCUAUUGAAAGCCAUGGUGCUGACAAAUGAUUAUUACUCAUGGGAAAAGGAAUGUGACGAAUAUAAUCGUACCAAUGGUAGUAUGCCCAUGGUUAAUGCCAUAUGGCUGUUAAAACAUCUUCGUGAAGUGGAAGAUUCCAAAGCACGGGAGCUUUUGAGGGAAAGAAUACUGGAAGAUGAAAUGAAAUAUUGCAGGCUUAGGGACGAUUACAUUCAAACAGAGAAUCCUAGCCAAGAUACAAAACGAUUUCUGGGCCUUUUCGAGCUCGCGGCAGCGGGCAAUCGGUUUUGGCAUGCUACUUCUAAACGGUAUAACGCAUGGGCGCCAACUCCAGCGCCAACCCCAACUUCAGAAACAAAGAUAAAGAUAAAGCGCUCCGCAUCUCAGAUCCAAGAUAUCAGAUCUGAUGGACAGCGUGAUACUAAAAGGUCUAAGGUUGAAUUAGACCAGCUCCCACGCGAGAAUGAUAUAUACUUUGUUGACACACCCAAAAGUUUCAAGGUCGAAACUCUGAACAUAAACGGAAACUUCGACUCCUCUAGCCUCAGUCAAGGUGGUAUAGAUAGGAUUGUCCUAGAGCCUUACAAAUAUAUUGCAUCUUUACCAGCAUCGAAUUCAAGGAAUGCAUUACUUGACGCGCUCAACUGUUGGUAUCUUGUUCCACACGAGUCCUUGGAAAUCAUUCGGCAUGUCAUUGGCAUCAUCCAUAACACAUCUCUAAUAUUAGAUGAUAUCGAAGACAACUCUCCCAUACGCCGAGGAUGUCCUUCGGCACACGAGGUAUUUGGGACCAGCCAAGCAAUCAAUUCGGCAACAUAUCAAUACGUCAAAUGUCUUGAGUUUGUCAUGGCUCUGAGCAAGGAAUCUGUCAAUUGCUUUACGCAUACUCUAUCGCAAUUACACAUUGGACAAAGUCAGGAUUUACAUUGGACAUUUCAUUGCAAAUGUCCCAGUCUGGAGGAAUAUUUUAAACAGACCGAAGACAAAACAGGAGGACUUUUCCGCAUGGCGGCAGGUAUGAUGCAUGCAGAAGCGACUAAGAAUCGUGAUGUAGACGCGGAUACAUUGAUGAGAAAGCUGGGAAGGUAUUAUCAGCUUCGAGACGAUUAUAACGAUCUUAGUACAAAGGGAGAUGAAAAGAAUCUGGAUGCUGUCUACAAUGAUCUUGAUCAAGGAUCUUUCACCCUCCCAAUCAUUCAUGCUCUUGGGAAAGAAUCUGAGAACGGCGAUACGAAAUUUCUCAAUAUCCUAAGAUCGCGAAAACGGAAUGAGAGGAAAAUGUCUCCAGAAAUGAAGAGAUUAGCAAUUACAGAGAUGGAAAACAUGGGAAGCUUUACCUACGCAAAAGCAUUGCUGAAGGACUUGCAUCUGGAUAUUGAACACGAACUCGAAAUGCUUGAGAAAAGGGCUGGGCCAGGAGAAAACUGGAUUUUAAGGCUGAUGUUGUAUAGACUGAAAAUUACAUAG
Messenger RNA from Botrytis byssoidea, 2094 nucleotides. RefSeq lists its product as uncharacterized. Gene Ontology annotation, molecular function: prenyltransferase activity. The coding region runs from base 1 to 2094 and encodes 697 amino acids. The record is from RefSeq and is a predicted model, not a curated record. Gene Ontology annotation, biological process: isoprenoid biosynthetic process. The transcript is spliced from 10 exons. NCBI's taxonomy places the organism in Eukaryota, Fungi, Ascomycota, Leotiomycetes, Helotiales, Sclerotiniaceae.